Molecule: messenger RNA, 612 nt
Organism: Pistacia vera
Lineage: Eukaryota; Viridiplantae; Streptophyta; Magnoliopsida; Sapindales; Anacardiaceae
Product: UDP-glycosyltransferase 84A3-like
Exons: 1
Coding region: 1-612 (203 amino acids)
Source: RefSeq, a predicted model, not a curated record
AUGGCUCUAAAGGAAGACAAACAAGUCAUUCAUCAUCAUGUGCUAAUGGUGGCAUUCGCAGCUCAAGGUCACAUUAAUCCAUUGCUUAGACUUGGCAAACGCGUUGUCUCCAAAGGCCUCCAUGUCACACUUGCCUGCACCGAAACCACCCAACAACGCAUGCUAAAACAAUUCACCACCACCACCACUGACGAGAACAACAACAACAACGUCAGCAAAGGCACCGCAAGCCAUUCUAUUUCUGAUAUCCAACUUCUGUUUUUCUCUGAUGGGUUCGACUUAGACUAUGACCGCAAAGCCAAUUUAGACCACUACUUUGAAACUCUAGAAAAAGUCGGACCCGUUAACCUCUCAAACCUUAUCAAAGAACACUACUAUAAUAACCAUAAGAAACUCUCUUGCAUCAUCAUCAAUCCGUUUGUUCCAUGGGCGGCUGAUGUUGCUGUUAAGCAUAAAGUCCCUUGUGCCUUGCUCUGGAUCCAACCAUGUUCACUCUUUGCUAUUUAUUAUCGUUUUUUCAAUAAACUAAACUCGUUUCCCACCUUAGAGAACCCUGACUUAAGUGUUGAGUUACCAGGAUUACCACUGUUGUCCACAGAAGAUCUGCCUUAA